UAUAGCCCUGCCCCCGGCCAAUAAAAGCGCCCUUGCCGGCCGCCUCACGCCACUGGCCUCUGCCACUUGCCUGCUGGUUGCAGCUGGCCAAGGCGGCAGCAUGUGGGGUGCGGGGCUUGCACUAGCCCUCACGGUGCCUCUGGCCGUGUGCACGGACUCCAACGGUGUCUGGUGCUACGAUGCCCAGGAUCCAAAGUGUGGUCCCACCCACUGGAAGGAGGUGGCCCCUGCCUGCGGGGGCCCAGCACAGUCCCCCAUCAAUAUCGACCUUCACUUGGUGCAGCGGGACCCAACCCUGGGGCCCCUCAUCUUCCAGGGCUAUGACUCGGCACCUCCAGGACCCUGGACCCUGGAGAACAACGGCCACACAGUGCUUCUCCACAUGGAUGCUGGCCCCCAGAGCCUCCUGGGCAUGCGGGGCGCUGGGCUGCCAGGGCCAGCCUACCGCACUCUGCAGCUGCACUUCCACUGGGGGCGCCCCGGGCGCUCAGGCUCCGAACACAGCCUAGGCGGGCAGCGCCACUCUAUGGAGAUGCAUGUGUUGCAUAUGAACACGCGGUACCAGAGCCUGGGGGAGGCCCUGGGUCACCCUGAUGGGCUGGCAGUGCUGGCAGUGCUACUGGCGGAGCAGGCUUCAGACAAUGCCAACUUCUCGGCCCUGGUGUCCCAGCUGAAGAAUGUGUCCGAGCCUGGGACUUCUGUGGAUCUGGUGUCCACCUUCCGGCUGGCCUCGCUGCUGCCUAGUGCCUCGCAUCACUUGCGUUACUUCCGCUACUCAGGGUCCCUGACCACGCCUGGCUGCCAGCCGACGGUGCUCUGGACAGUGCUUGAGGAUGCAGUGCCCAUUGGGCACCUGCAGGUGGCCCAGUUCCAGAGUGUGCGCCUGACUGGCCGCAAGGGUUCGCACCCCUUACGGUUCACAGAGAACUUCCGCCCCCAGCAGCCGCUCGGGGGACGCAGGGUCUCUGCCUCCCCAGGAAUUCACAUCCCAGCCACAGUGCCCAGCCCUGCCUCCGCCCAGGCCCUUGUGUGCAGAGCUUUGCUGGGCCUGGGGCUCAGCCUGGGGCUCUGGCAGGGCCCCUUGGGGCCAGACUGACUUCCUGCCCACAAUAAACUGUACAGUGAC
Sorex fumeus (smoky shrew) is the source of this 1126-nucleotide messenger RNA. Its product is annotated as carbonic anhydrase 15-like. NCBI's taxonomy places the organism in Eukaryota, Metazoa, Chordata, Mammalia, Eulipotyphla, Soricidae. The record is from RefSeq and is a predicted model, not a curated record. Bases 101 to 1096 code for a protein of 331 amino acids. Gene Ontology annotation, molecular function: zinc ion binding; carbonate dehydratase activity. Gene Ontology annotation, cellular component: plasma membrane. The transcript is spliced from 8 exons.